Messenger RNA from Benincasa hispida (wax gourd), 2397 nucleotides. Its product is annotated as metal-nicotianamine transporter YSL1-like. Gene Ontology annotation, cellular component: plasma membrane. The record is from RefSeq and is a predicted model, not a curated record. Gene Ontology annotation, molecular function: oligopeptide transmembrane transporter activity; iron-nicotianamine transmembrane transporter activity. Lineage: Eukaryota; Viridiplantae; Streptophyta; Magnoliopsida; Cucurbitales; Cucurbitaceae. Gene Ontology annotation, biological process: seed development; response to iron ion.
AGCACCCAAAAGAAGCUUGACCCCUCAAAAUAAUAUGGCCUAAAAUGGCUGUCCAAAAUUGCUCCCAAAAUGCUCUCUUUAAAUCCUCCCACCUUCACAUGACAAAAUAAGACAAAAGAAUCCAAAUAUAAAAACCAUAGCCACUCUACUUACUUCAAACUCUACAUAUAUACAUAUAUAUUUUCAUAACAACUCUCCCUCCUUGUAGCUAGCUAGUACUACUCCAUGGCGGUUGAGAUUGCGAAGGAGCCAUUCGAGGUUGAUCAGACCAUUGUCGAAGAUGAUAACAAUCUACGAUGGAAGAGGCUUCAACCAUGGACGAAGCAAUUAUCAAUUAGAGGAAUAAUAGCGAGUGUCAUUAUUGGAAGCCUCUAUAGUAUCAUAGCCAUGAAAUUAAACCUUACCAUUGGACUCGUCCCGAAUCUCAACGUCUCCGCCGCUCUUCUUGCAUUCGUCUUUGUUAGAGCGUGGACCAAAAUUCUUCAAAAAGCUGGCUUUGUAACUAAACCUUUCACUCGUCAAGAGAACACCAUGAUCCAAACUUGUGCCGUUGCUUGUUAUAGCAUUGCAGUUGGAGGUGGAUUUGGUUCAUAUCUAUUGGGGAUGAGUAGAAAAAUAUAUGAACUAUCGGGAGCACAUACGGAAGCAAAUUUUUCAUAUAGUGUGAAAGAACCAAGAUUAGGGUGGAUGACUGGAUUUCUUUUUGUUGUUUGCUUUGUGGGCCUUUUUGUUUUGAUUCCUCUUAGAAAGAUUAUGAUAGUGGACCUGCAAUUGACAUUUCCUAGUGGCAUGGCAACAGCAGUUAUGAUCAAUGGCUUCCACAAUCAGGGUGAUGAGAUGGCAAAGAAGCAAGUUAAAGGGUUUAUGAAGUACUUUUCAUUCAGCUUCUUUUGGGCUUUGUUCAAGUGGUUCUUUUCUGGCAAAAAUGGAUGUGGUUUCUCCCAGUUCCCCACUUUUGGACUCACAGCUUGGAAGCAAACAUUCUUCUUCGAUUUUGACUCAACUUUUGUAGGAGCAGGAAUGAUUUGUACCCACUUAGUGAACUUAUCAUUACUUUUAGGAGCUAUUCUAUCUUAUGGUCUAAUGUGGCCUCUUCUUGAUCAACUCAAAGGCCAUUGGUAUCCUGACAACUUGGACGAAAAUGACAUGAAGAGUUUAUAUGGAUACAAGGUUUUUCUAUCUGUUGCUCUAAUUCUAGGAGAUGGACUUUACAACUUCGUCAAGAUUCUUGCUUCAACAAUCAUAAAUAUAUGGAAAGUCAAGAAAGCAAAAAAAGGUUUAGAACACAAAGAGAACUCAAAAACAGACAAAAAACAAGAUGAAAUCUUCUUAAGAGAAAGCAUCCCAUUGUGGGUGGGAGUCAUCAGCUACAUAAUCUUGGCAACAAUGUCCACCAUUGUUAUCCCACAAAUGUUCCCUCAACUCAAAUGGUACUUCGUUAUCGUUGCCUACAUCCUCGCCCCUUCCCUCGCCUUCUGCAACGCUUAUGGAGCCGGUCUCACAGACAUCAACAUGGCCUUCAACUACGGCAAAAUUGCCCUCUUCAUCCUCGCUGCAAUUAGUCCGAAACAUGAGGCCCUUAUCGCUGGUUUGGCUGGUUGCGGUCUCAUAACUUCCGUCGUCUCUGUUGGCUGCACUCUAAUGCAGGAUUUUAAAACAGCCCAUUUGACCUCCACCUCCCCUAGAGCCAUGUUUGUCAGCCAAGUUAUCGGUACGACAGUUGGGUGCAUCACAGCGCCACUAAGUUUUUUUCUGUUCUACAACGCGUUCGACGUGGGAAAUCCCAAGGGGGAGUUCAAGUCACCAUACGCUUUGAUAUAUAGGAACAUGGCGAUUCUAGGAGUCGAGGGGGUCUCGGCUUUGCCAGAGCAUUGCUUGCAGAUGUGUUAUGGGUUUUUCGGGUUCGCAAUUGGGGUGAAUUUAGUGAAAGAUUUUGUUGGUGGUAGGAUUGGGAAGUUGAUGCCGAUACCCAUGGUGAUGGCGGUGCCGUUUCUGGUUGGCGGGUUUUUCACCAUUGAUAUGUGUUUAGGGAGUUUAAUUGUAUUCAUUUGGGGUAAAAUGAAUAAGAAGAAGGCGGAGCUGAUGUUGCCGGCGAUAGCUUCCGGCUUGAUUUGUGGGGAAGGACUCUGGGCUAUACCGGCCUCCUUUCUUGGUCUUGUUAAGAUUAAUCCUCCUAUUUGUAUGAAGUUUGUGCCCUCAUAGCUACCAAUGUUGGAAGUGUGUGGUGAGCACUCACAAAUAAAUAACCAACUAAUGGUUAUUUGAGAGAAAGCAAAACCAAUUUUAAUUGAAAGACUCUUCAAAUUUGGUUCACAUUUUCUAUUCAACUCUCUUUGCGUGUUUUUCUCUACACACUUAGAUACAUCAACAAUGUUAAUGUGAAUCCUAUUUAUAAGA